UGGCGAAGAGAAGACUGGGGUAUGUUGAAGGAGGGGCGAGGGUCUAACUGCUGUCUUCCGGCACAUUCCAAGUGUGAAAAGUUCGUCUUCUGGCUGUUUGUAUUCAGUUUGUUUUUUUACUCAUUCAAUUGUUUCUAAUAAUGUUUGAAUCAGGGGUGCUUUUGGAUUAACGCGAAAAGUGCCGAAGCGCGCUGUAUGGCGCGUGAAAGAAUGGAGUGUGGAAAUUUUAGGAAAACACCUGAUUGAGAACCUGAAACUAUUUGUGAGCCACCGAAUCGUUAUCUAUCUAAACACUGGAUUUUGGACGUAAUUUUAUACGUAGGAUACAUAAUCGGCUACAAUGAGUGAGGAGAAAACAGACAUGUCUAGGGAAUUGAUGGAGAGUGUGAGAGAUGCUGUCGGUAGGAAGAUCAACCUGUCUCUCAGGAAGAGGGUCAACCUGGAGGGCAAAGGGGAUAGGCUGGAGGAGCGUAUCCUAGCUUUAGCUCCUCAUCGGGUCUACCUUCUGACUUCUCAAGUGCCCUCUAAGGUUGAGCAAUCCUUCAACUAUUUGGACAUUCACAGCAUCAGCAGUCUCAAGCCAGAUCAGCUGGUGGUGAAGCAUGAGCGCGGCCUGGUGUCCCUCAAGCUGCCCAGCACGGAGGACGUGGACGAGAUGGUGGCCCACAUAGGCAGCAUUCUCCAGAUGAUAUGCCCCAGUCUGUCCCCAAGGGAGGCCAUGAAGAAGGUGUCUCUGAAGCCUGAUGACAGGAUGACUGCCCUUCUCUCAAAGUGGGAGGACCAGGUGCCUGUUGACAGCGGACCGUGCGGCGGAUUCUCCCACACAUACUGGUGUAUUUGUGAUCAGUUGGGUCUUCCGUACAGAGAUGACGUGCAGUGGGAUGUAGAUACAAUCUAUGUAACCCAAGACACACAGGAACUGAAUCUGCAAGAUUUUAUUCAUCUACAGCACAGAGAUUUGGUUGCCAUCAUUGCUGUUCUGGAAUUCAACCAGUGGUUCACUAAACUCUCCAUCAAGGAUUACAAACUGUCCACAGACCUUUGCGAGGAAAUCCUCCGGGUUUUGUCCUGCUCAGUGCGUCUAGAGGAGCUGGUCCUGGACAAUGCCAGUCUCAGAGCAGAUUUCGCACAGAAGCUGGCCAAUGCUUUCAGCCAGAACCCCAAAUCCACUCUCCACACCCUCAACCUGGCCAACAACUCGCUGGAGGACAAAGGCAUCGCUGCUCUUAGUGCUCCUCUGGCCAAACAAACACGACUCAAGUAUUUGAAUCUUUCAAGGAACUCACUGUCAUCCAAAGGAGUGAACAUUCUCGCUCAGGCUUUGACUGCCAAUCCUUCCAUGGCUAGUACACUGACGCACCUGGACCUGUCUGGGAAUGCACUCCGAGGGGACGAUCUUGUAAAUCUCUGCAGCUUUCUGGGUCAGCCAAAUAACCUACAAACACUGGACCUGUCUCAUAACGACUGCCCUCUUGACCUAAUAUGCUCUUCGCUGCUUCGGGGAUGUAUCAAGAACCUUUCUGUUCUCAACAUGUCCAAAAGUGUUUUUUCCCAUAGAAGGGGUAAAGACAUUCCGCCCUCUUUUAAGCAGUUCUUCAACAGUGUGGUAGCACUGAGCACCGUCAACCUGUCAGGCACAAAACUACCCCCGGAGGCUCUGAAAGCCCUCCUGCUUGGGAUCGCCAGCAACACCAACCUCAAAGAGGUCUCAGUGGAUCUGAGCAACUGCGAGCUGAGGUCAGCGGGUUCUCAGAUUUUGGAAGGCUGCAUUGCUGAGGUCACCAACAUUUCUAGCCUGGACAUCUCAGAUAACAGCUUUGACACAGACCUGACCACCCUCCUGGUGUGGCUCGCAAAGAACCGCUCCAUAAGACACCUGUCCCUGGGGAAGAAUUUCAACAACAUCAAGUCCAAGAAUUUAGGGCAGGUCCUGAGUAACUUGGUGCACAUGAUUCAGGAGGAAGAAUCGCCUCUAAUAUCCCUUUCUCUGGCCGACGCGAAGCUAAAGGGUGACCUCUCCAUUGUUCUCAAUGCACUGGGCAGUAACACCAGUCUGACCAAACUGGAUAUCAGUGGCAAUGGGAUGGGCGACAUGGGUGCCAAAAUGUUGGCCAAGGCCCUGCAGAUCAACACCAAGCUAAGGACUGUUGUGUGGGACAAGAACAGCGUGAGCCCGCAAGGCCUGCAGGAUGUUGCAGCUGCUCUAGAGAAGAACUACACCAUCCGCUUCAUGCCCAUGCCCAUCAUUGAUGCUGCCCAGGCCCUGAGGGCCAGCCCAGACAAGACAGAGGAUGCCCUUCUGAAGAUGGAGCAGUACCUUCUGAGGAACCACGAGACACGCAAAUAUCUCCAGGAACAAGCCUACCGACUGCAGCAAGGCAUUGUCACGACAACCACUCACCAGAUGAUUGAGAGGAUGUGCGUGAAGGUCCAGGACCACCUGAACUCCCUGAGGUACUCCGAGACAGAAUCCAUCCAGGAGGAUAUGAGGGUGGCUGAGAGGCUCCUGAAGGAUGCCAGGAACUCCAAAACGUUACUGCCUAACAUGUACCAUUUGAAGACCUCUCAAAAUGAAGAGAUGGGGGAGGGCCCUUGUGUGGGCCCCAUCCAGGACAAGCUGCAGUCUAUGGCAGGCGAGGUCACCAGCGUCAUGGAAGAACAAUUGCAGAACCUGCUCCAGGACAUGGUAGACACCGCUGAGAGCCUCUGCCCUAAUGUGAUGAUGAAACCCAACCUGAGGCAGGAGCUCAUACGAGCCAGUGCCAAAAAGAUGGCCAUCCCCAAGGGCUUUGUCAGGGCCACCUUACUAGAACAGUCUGCUGUAGACAUCAUCAACAAGAUCAGUGAAGUGAAGCUCAGCAUGGCAUCCUUCCUCUCGGACCACAUCGAAGAUGAUAUCUUAGAAGCUUUGUCCCGUUCCCAGCAAACCCUGUCGGAGCACCUGAACAGGAAAAUCCAUCCCCUGCUGCACCACGACUCCCAGGAGACGGAGGUGCUGGAGGAGUCUGUGCUGCAGCCAGAGAGCCACAGCUCUGAGACCAGGGAGAUGAUGGAGGACCGGGAAUCCUGCUUGCUGACACCCAGGUCUAAGAGGAUGAGUAUUCUUUACAGAAUGCUUAGGCCAAUCUCAGUGGCCUUUGAAAUGGAGUUCGACCUAGACAAGGCCCUGGAGGACGUCCCGAUUCACGUGGAGGACCCCCCUUUACCCCCAAUGCCCCCACCCAAGCCAUCUGGGUUCUUCGGGGACCUGCCCGUGGUAGAGAUGACCACCCUCCAGCACAUCACUAAGCUCCGACCCAAGAGGAACAAGAUGACCAGGCCCAGCAGAGCCCCAGCGACAGCAAGCAGCAUCCCAGCCAAGGAGGCUGAACAGAACGGAGCUGUGGUGAAGGUGGACGAGGGGAUGGAGGAUUUCUUCACCAAGAAGGUCACCAAGAUCAGUUUCAGACGUCUCACACAGAAGGGAAGCCCGUCUCAUGAUGUCGAUAGGAAGCGUGAGUCCCGCAUGAGUGGCCUCCUCAACCGCAUCAAGCCACGUUCCUUCAAGUCGGAGAAGAGCCACGCAGCUCCGCCACCACCCACCACCCCCAGCACACCCCUGUGCCCACUCCAGCACCCACUCCACCACCCACCACCCCCCAGCACACCCCUGUGCCCACUCCAGCACCCACUCCAGCCUCCACACCCCAGCCCCCUGCUCCUAAACCUGACCCUGAGGAACCCAGACCCCAGAGUCCUCCGUUGA
Molecule: messenger RNA, 3745 nt
Organism: Clupea harengus (Atlantic herring)
Lineage: Eukaryota; Metazoa; Chordata; Actinopteri; Clupeiformes; Clupeidae
Gene: carmil1
Product: capping protein regulator and myosin 1 linker 1
Biological process (GO): cell migration; regulation of Arp2/3 complex-mediated actin nucleation
Cellular component (GO): plasma membrane; lamellipodium
Molecular function (GO): protein binding
Source: RefSeq, a predicted model, not a curated record